Mycena citricolor is the source of this 388-nucleotide messenger RNA. The record is from the annotation of a GenBank genome assembly. NCBI's taxonomy places the organism in Eukaryota, Fungi, Basidiomycota, Agaricomycetes, Agaricales, Mycenaceae.
UCUCGUGACAAGCCUCACGUGGUAUGAAUACAUACGUUCCUUCAGACCACCCAGACUGAAAGGCGUUUGUACGCAAAUGGUUUUGGGUCGGUGAGAACGACAUAUCCCUAAGAACUGACCGCACCCCAGGGACCUCCAAUUAUUACGUAAAAUGGCUUCGAGGCCCCCUCCGGAGGCCAUCAAACCACCCCCUACCCCCCCUGAUCGGAGGCCAUCCUGGAGGCGCCUUCCUAAUUGGGACGCUGCCUGGCCAUUUGUCCACCGCUUGCAUGGUAUGCUAGGGAUCGGCCUGAGUGCUGAUAUAUGCUGUAUUAGUCAUUAUAAAGCCUCAGACAAUGUCUGACCUCUCAAAAGCAUGUAUUUCUUGCUUGCAAAUGGCAGACCACUG